Aedes albopictus (Asian tiger mosquito) is the source of this 10138-nucleotide messenger RNA. RefSeq names its product pituitary homeobox homolog Ptx1 (gene Ptx1). The record is from RefSeq and is a predicted model, not a curated record. NCBI's taxonomy places the organism in Eukaryota, Metazoa, Arthropoda, Insecta, Diptera, Culicidae. Gene Ontology annotation, biological process: anatomical structure morphogenesis; regulation of transcription by RNA polymerase II. Gene Ontology annotation, cellular component: nucleus. The transcript is spliced from 5 exons. Gene Ontology annotation, molecular function: RNA polymerase II cis-regulatory region sequence-specific DNA binding; DNA-binding transcription factor activity, RNA polymerase II-specific. The coding region runs from base 1424 to 2878 and encodes 484 amino acids.
GCGUCGUUCGUUCACUGCGAAUGGUUCAACCAACCCAGUCCCCUCGUAUAUCUACGCGCGCAAUACUACACUACGCCAGCAAGCAAGCAAGCGAGCAAUCCAAAUAUAUGUUGUGAGUGAGUCGUCCGACCGAAAAGAAAAAAAAAAGAAAGAGGGGCCUUCCACUGACAAGUCGGAGCUCUCGAGCUGGCACUUGGCUACGGAACGGCUUUCGGUGUCGGUGUGCGAGGACUAGACCUCCUAAGAACACUAAAUCCCUUCUCGGAUCGUCGCGGCUCGGCCAACUAAGUCCGGGCAAAUAAUAAUAAGUUUUUAGGAGAAUUAACUUUUCGGUAUUAAGGAUUUAAGCAAUAAAGUUUGAUGAAGAGGAGUCGGAACAGCGCCAGCUGAGCUGAGGUGGUAUAUCGACGUCGUCGACACGUCGGUCGAUCGGGGGCAACGUCGUCGUUGUCGUCUCAGGACGGUGUGGUCAGCCUUCCUUCCUGUUACCAUCGAAGAGACACACGGAAAAAGUAGAGGAGGAAAAAACUAACGGCGGUGAUUUUCACGCACUAAAUCCCGGAUUUUCGGGCUGUGGCUGCCCCGGCGUCGUCGUCGUCUUCACCGAGUGAAUUGUGAGUGGGCGAGCGCGAAUCGGCGGAAGUUGUUCGACCUUCUCGUACCCAGAAGUGUUCCGAACCGAGAAUCUUCGAAAACAGGAAAAGUUGAAAAGUGAAAGAAGUGCUUUUGGUUCGCGGAUCGCGGUGUGUGAAAUCGGGCUUAAGUGAUUAAGAAUUGUUCAAAACAUUCACAUGCCAGCAUCAUCAUAAGGCGAGUAAGAUUUUCCGGCGCACGCUUCGGCUUUGACGGAUGGUGUUCCGUCGUCAUCGUCGUCGGUUGGUGUCCUCAUCUCUCGCUUGCCGACUACGUUCGAUCGUACCCUGAGUGUUUGAGCGCUAGUGGAUUAAGAGCUGAGGUGAAAGCUAAUUAGCCAGCCAAUCCGAUUGAUGGUUUCUGUGGUUUGAAUCCGGCGGAGAAAAAGUGAAUCCCCCAGUUGAUGAAAUAUUGAAACGGAUUUGUUUUGGCUGAAAAACCAAAUAACCGAGAUCAGGUUCUUAGUGUACUGUGGUGGACGAAUACUUCCGGAAGUGGCUGUAAACUGCCAAGUGACUGUGGAAGAAAAGUGAUUUUGUGCGUCGUUGAGAACAGUUUCCGUCGGAAAGUUGGACAUACAGUAAAGGUUCAACGGCUCUUCGAGAGAAGAGAGAAACAGAAGCGUCGCGCGAGUGCUACCAAAGCGCAGUCCGCUGUCCGCGAAACAGCGAUCCCUUUUUGAGACCCCCGGUACAAGAAAACAGUCAAAACGAUUUAUCUCCGGCCGUACAAGGACAUCUUCCCGGGCGGUGGCCAUAACCAGUUGAGCUCGUUAUACCCACAGUCCGUGAUGGAACGUGGAGUUGGAGCGGGCACUGGGGCUGGCGGCGCCGGGAACGGUACCGGGCUCGAUUCGAUGACCGAUACCAGCGGGCUCUGCCUGCAGGAUCUGGUCGGGAACGGUGGCGGUGGUACCGGUGGAGGCGGAGGUGGUGGUGGAGGAGGAACCAAUACCAAUGGGACCUCGGACCAUCACCUGCACCAUAACCACAACAGCCACAACCAUCACGGGUCGCUGCACGAUUCGGUGACGGGCGGUGGGGUCAGUGUGAGUUCGGCCCUGACCAGCCUGAUGAGUCCCGGGAUCAACAGCGGGCUCGGCCAUCUGCAUCAUGGUACUCCGGAUCUCAGUGCACAUCACCACCACCAUCAGCACCCGUCGUCGGUGCUGCAUGAGCCGCUCGAGAAGCUAAAGUUAUGGGCCGAGACGGGCGACUUUCGUGAUAAUAGCCACAGUGCAAUGUCGGCCGUGACCAGCAUCGACCACACGCAGAUGGGCUUUCAGUCGUCGACGGCGCGGAACCGGAGCAGCCGGGAUCGGAAAAACGACGUCACACGUGUCGAUCCCACCUCGGUCAAGACGGAAAACAUCAGCAGUGGGAUGUCCCACGACGACAGCGGAAACCCGGCGGGAACGACGAUAACGGGCGACGGCAGUGGCGGUCAGGACCAGAGUGGAACCGGUGGCGGCGGCGCCGGUGGCAAAAACGACAAGAAGAACAAACGACAACGGCGGCAGCGGACCCAUUUUACCUCGCAGCAGUUGCACGAACUGGAGCAAACGUUUAGCCGGAAUCGCUACCCGGACAUGUCGACCCGGGAGGAAAUCGCCAUGUGGACGAACCUGACCGAGGCGCGAGUUAGGGUGUGGUUCAAGAACCGGCGGGCCAAGUGGCGCAAGCGGGAGCGGAACCAGAUGAACGCGAUAGCAGCGGCCGACUUCAAGAACGGCUUCGGGCCACAGUUUGUGCAACCGUUCGCCGACACCGACCUGUACUCGUCCUACUCGUACAACAACUGGGCAAAGGUGCCAUCCCCAUUGGGUGCCAAAACCUUUCCCUGGACGGUCAAUCCGCUGGGGACAUCGAUAGUGCCCACGAAUCACCAUCAGAAUUCCAUCAAUUGCUUCAACUCGUCGGCGUCUUCGGUGGCGGCCGGUAUGGGCACCGGCACGAUGCUGACGGGCAGCAUGGGGACCAGUUUGGGCGGAACGACCGGCGGGACCGGGGUUUCGCCGACGCCCUGCCCGUACACGACGCCAACGAACCCGUACAGCAUGUACCACCACCGGGCCACGGCGGAACCCUGCACGGCGAUGACCUCCAGCAUUGCCACCCUGAGAUUAAAGGCGAAACAGCACACUUCCGGGUUCUCGAGUCCGUACUCGGCCCCGUCGCCCGUAUCGAGAUCUAACUCGGCCGGUCUGUCCGCAUGUCAGUACGCCGGAGUGACGGACACCGUCUGAGAAAACGCCCUGGGCAGCAUGCUGUCCCAUCAUCACCAUUCGUCCUCCCUGGCCGUGUACAACUCCAGCAUCAGCAGUGCCAUCAAUAAUGCCAUCAACGGUGGUAACAGUAUCAACAACAAUGGCACCGGACCGGACAAGGACGGCGGUGGCCAGGUGGGAUCGGGCCCGGGAGGACUGGUGGACGACGACGAUCUGAUGGUGCCGGAUGAGGAAGACGACGAUCACCGGCGGAACGCGGUGGACGAUAUUCACGACUGAACACGCGAUACCUUUCCUUUUCGGUUUGUCUAAUCAGGGUGUGUGCGAUUGGGAGGGAGAAAGAGAGCAGUGGGGUCAAAUGCACCUAUUGCAGGAAAGACACGAUUUGGGAGUUGCCAUUUAUCAAACUUAUACCACUUGAGUGUCUAUGCAAGAUCCAUUAAGCGAUGUGUAGAAGUAAAAGAAUAAUUUCUCAAAAGUUUAACCCUGAUUUUGUUCAGUCAGUAAUUUCUAAAAUUUAACAAAAUAUUCCCCGAAAACCAAAAUAAUGUUCGAAGUUUUCAACAGAUUUUUUAUUUUGCAAAGGUACUAGAAUGCCUAGAAAUAGCUGUUAAAUUUCCUUAACCCUUCAGCGCGCGCGCUGUUGUAAAAAGUACAACACUGCCAAAAAACCUCGUUUUUCGUAUCGUGCAGUUUCGGUUGCUUGAUGGCGCGCGUCCUGGAAGGUUAAAGAUAUUCCUUUUUUUAAAUCCGCCGAAAAUUUGUUUUAUGUGCUUCUAGAGUUCUAGGAAAUUCCCCAGAGAUUUUUACACGAUUUUUUUUUCGGAAAACUUUUACCAACUACUAACGAAAUUUGGUCAGAAAACAUCACGAAUUGCUUCGGAUUCCUUCAAGGUGACUUUUUUCAGAAAUCUUUUUUCAAAUUUGGAUUUUUCAAGGAAUGUUCACUGAAUCCGUCUAUGUUCCUUUUUGGAAGCCUUCCUUUUGAAUAAUUUUAAGGUAUUACUUUGAUAAUAAUCACUGUAGGUGCUUUUAUUCCUAGAGCGAUUGGUAUCUUUGACAGAAUUCUUAGAAAAAAUCUCAGUGGACUUGCUGAAGGAAUCCUCUAUGUCUUUUUUUAUUAAUCCCUGGGAUUAUGCGUACAGGAACAUUUUCAGAAGAAAUAUUGGAGGAAUUAUCGAAGAAAUUUCUGUUUUUUCCAGAUUUUUUUCAAGAUCUCUUAAAAAAAUCUUCGAGCAAAACUUAGAACAUUUUUGGCGAUGUCCUCUUAGGAAUUCCAGAAUCUUUAGAGGAAUCAUAAGAAUUUCUAGAGUCGUCGGAGAAAUUUCAGGUGAACAUCUUGGAGAACUUUAAAAAGGCAAAUCUGAACAAUAUCCGGAGAAAUCUUUGGAAGAAUUUCUGGAAAAUUCCUCAGAAAAAUAGCCGUAGAGGUCAUUGGAAGAGUUUUAGGCGGAAUAUAUAACGGAAAAAUGGAGGAAUCCUCGCAAAACAAUUAGAAGAAAUCCUCAGAAGCGUUCCUAGAGGAACCCACUGAUGAACUUCUGAAGGAGCAACUUUUCGAGGAAUUCCUGUUUAAGGGAAUACUUAAAGACUUCUCAAAAAAAAAAAAUCCGAGUAUUCUUCGGAGAAAUUCAUAGUGUGUUUUUUGGAUGAAUUGGGCGAAUUCUCAUGAAAAUGUAAAAGAGUCCUUUAACCUUCCGUUAAUCGCGCUGUUGUACUUUGUACAACACAUGAGAAUUAUCGUCUAUUACUUUGAAACCAUCUUUUCUAUCGAUGUCAACCCCAAAUGUAUUCUACAGGAAUCUUAUUUGGAAUAUUAUAAGACCUUUUUUGAAAACAGUAUAACUCCUUAUAAUGCGGAAAAUUGAAAAUCGCAAUAUGAAGAACGUACUAUAUUUAAGAUAAGACAGACAGUUGAAAGUGAAUUAGUGUAUUUCAAAAUCUAAAUGACCUAGAAAUAUGGUGUCUUCGGCAAAGUUACUUGGGAUAUCAAGGGCCUUCGCGAGGUGAUCUGAGAAAUUCAGAUUUCAACCGAUAGGCGGCGCCAGUGAGCAUGUAAUUUUUAUAUCCCAUAUAACUCAGGAUCCUGAGUACUUAGAAAGAUGGUGUCUUCGGCAAAGUUGUUUGGUUGGUUAAACACUAACUGAUGGAGAGCCGUUUGGUUUGAAACUCCACAUCUAGGUGGCGCUAGUGGGCAUUGAAAUUUUAUAAAUCAUACAUCUCAGGACCCUGAUUACUUAGAAAGAUGGUGUCUUCUGCAAAGUUGUUUAGUAGAUCAAACACUAACUGAUGAAGGCAAGUAUUGCUGUGUGCGUUCAAGAUGAAAACAGUGCCGAAAUGCGCUUCAAACGCGGUAACACAUGUUACCAAAGGCAACGUAGCAACUAUGGCCAACAUCACCGCCAACCUAGGAUUCGAAAGCUCCCACUGACAUCGUGUUACUUGUUAGAAAAUCUUACCGCAUUUGGUGUCCCCGCAUUUGAUAUUUGCAUUUUGAAUGCACACAGCAAUAUGAUGUGGAAUUCCACAUCCAGGUGGCGCAAGUGAAUACUCAAAUUUAUAACCUAUAUAUCUCGAGAUCCUGAUUACUUAGAAAGAAGAUGUCUUCAGCAAAGUUGUUCAGUAGAUCGAUGGAGAGCCGUAUGAUUUGAAACUCCACAUCUAGGUGGCGCUAGUGGGUAUUCAAAUUUUAUAACUCAUGGGUCUCAGGACCUCACUUAAGAAGAUGGUGUCUUCUGAAAAGUUGUUUAGUAGAUCAAACACAACUGAUGAAGACAAAUAUGACGUGCAAUUUCACAUCCAGGUGGCACUAGUGAGCAUUCCCAUUUUAUACCUCAUAUAUCUCAAGAUCAUGAUUAUUUAGAAAGAUGAUGUCUUCGACAUUGUUGUUUGAUGGAUAAAGGAUGGAUGUAUUUAUCCCGUGACAUUGACAACCUUAAGAUAGAGUAUAUUGAAAUACGACGGUCAGAUAUUGAAUAUUUUACUAAGCGCUUUAACUUCAUGUAAAAUUAAUCAAUCAAGUGCAAAUUUAAACAAAUUAUAAUCAACUAGUUGUGUAAUUUUCAAAUUUUGAAAACUUUCGGAAGUAUAAAAAUUUACAGCUCGUUGAUUUUUUUCUAAAUGAAUAAUAACACGUUCAUGCUUUUGCAAAUUUACAUCUAGCGUCUUCUGGUGGCAGAAGCAUAAUUCAAAUGGUCAAUCAACUUAAAGCCCUGAUCUACCAACCAACCUUGCCAAAGAUAUCAACUUCCCAGGUAAUCAGACUCGGAGAUAUAUAAGAUAUAAAAUUUGCAUACUCAUUAGCACCACUUACUGGCGAAAUAUUGAUUUCAACGACCCAUCAACCAAAUGCACUUAACCUAUUUGACAACUUUGCCGAAACCACCAUCUCAAACGGACAACUAUCUGUAAGUUUUCGAUCUUGUAGAGGUCGGCACGAGAGGUAACUUUUCCUCCAUUUGGUCUUUGAUCUACCAAACAACUUUGCCGAAGACACCAUCUUUCUGAGUAAAGUGGAGCUUGUGGCCGUUCGGUUAGUGUUACCAAGCGUGUAACCGCACCAUGCUAUCCACUGGUGCAUGUAAUGUAUGUCGUGUCCAUGGUCUAGUGUUAAGUUCUGUUCAGUCUGUACAGCUUCUGGCUGAAGACGGUGUCCCGUGCCUUUUUAAUCGGGAUCCUGAGCUACAUGAGAUUAAAAAUUUACAUGCUAACUAGUGCCUCCUAGUGGUGGCAUUUGAAAUCAAACUGUCACUCAUCUAUAAGCCCUUGAUAUACCAAACAUCUUUGCCGAAGACACUAUCUUUCUAAGUAAUAAGGGUCCAGAGAUACAUAAUAUAUAAUAUUUACGUGCUCACUAGCGCCGCCAAGUGAUGAAAUUUCAAAUUAAACUGCGAAUCAUCCGUAAGUAAUUGACCUACCAAACAACUUUGUCGAAGACGCCAUCUUUCUAAGUUAUCAGGUUCCCGAGAUACAUAGGAUAUAAAGUUUAUUUGCUCACUAGCGCCGCCUAAUGGUGGAAUUUUCAAUUAAAAGGCCAAUAAUCUGUAAGCCGUUGACUUACCAAACAACUUUGCCGAAGACACCAUCUAUCUAAAACAUCAGGAUGCUGAGAUAUAAGAUAUAACAUGAUAUUGCUCACUAGCGCCGCCUAGUGGACGUAUUACGAAUCAACUUUGUCAGCAACGAGUAGCCCAUGAAAUUUACAACAACUUUGCCAAAAACAGUCCUCCUCUAAAUAAUCAGGAUCCUUUGAUAUUUCAGAAUGAAUGGGUGUUGUACAAAGUACAACGCGCGACUGCUCGCGUUACAAAAAUUGGCGCGAGUACUGAAAGGUUAAAAGAGGUUUUUUUAGAUGAAUUCUUGGGUAAGUUACAAGAGAAAGAUUUGGAAUAUUUCCCUGAAGAAUUUAUGAAAAACACUUGCAGGAAUUUUUGAAAGAUAUUUUGGAGGAAUCUGUUUUUUUUUUGGUUUUUUUCAGGAAUUUCUGGGUAACUGCUCAGAUAAAUUUGGGUAAUUGAAUUGGAUAUAUUCGGUAAAUUUUCAGGAUUUUUUAGAAAAACUCUUGGUGAAAUUUCAGAAGAAACUGGGUGAAUUUAUGAAGGAAUCCUUGGAAAUUUUCAGGAAAAUCCACUGAGAAACUUUUUCAGGUAUCUUAGGGAAAAUCCUGAUGCAAUUUUCAAAGAAACUUCUGGAUGAAUCAUUGGGGAAGUUUCUUGAUAAAUUCCAAUCGAAAGCAUCGAAGGAACUCUAAAAGCAAAUCUUUUGUGGAGUUUCUGGUAACAUCUUCUGGGCAUUUCUUUUUGCAAAGCUUAGAGAAAUUUCUGAAAAUUUUCUCUCGAGAAUCUCAGGAGGAAUUCUUGGAUAUUUUUUUUGAGAAUCCUUACAGGAAUUAUCACAUAUAUAUUUGUAGAACUUCUUGGGAUAAUUUACGAAAGAUUUUCAGAGUGAUCUUUGGUGAAUUUUUUAAAAAUGUUCUGGAAGAUACUGGAUUCUGGAAGAAAUCGUAACAAGCAUUCUUGGACAAAUCUACGGGAAAUUCUGAGGGAAUAAAUUCUUGGUGGUAAUUGUGUAGAAAUCCUAGUAAAAUUUUCCGAAAAAAACCUUUUUCAGUUGAUUUUUGAAAAACUAUUUGAAGAAUUCUCGAAUGAUUUUCAAAAAACUCUCAAUUGAAUAUAUGUUAGAACCAUUAUUGGAACUAAAAAAGUUCUAUGAAGCAAUGAAUUAGAAUUCAUACGAAUAGAAACUUUUGUAGAAGAUUUUCUAAAACAUUUUUUGGUUAAUAUAUGAAAAUUGAAAAAAAAACGAUACAUUGAGAAUUAAAUCUAAAUUUUGAAUAUAUUAGAAUGCCCAGGAAAUAGUGGACGUCAUAUUAAAAAAAAAUAUAAAUAUUUUUUUGUGACCCUAUGUAGAAAAAGUAAGUUACCUUCGUGACUUUUCCAAUUUUUGUUUUGCGUUUGUUUUUUUUUUAUCGGAACUUCUUUCAGGGAUUCCUUCAGAAAGCCCUACAAAUAAAAGAAAUGUAUUUCUUUCGAAAAUUCGUCCUUCGGAAAUUCUCCUUUCCGAAAUUCGUCACGGGACUUCUCAAACAUUUAUUUAAGGAUUACCCCACGAACUUCUUAUGAAAAUUCGGACACUUCAGUGCUCGAAAAAUGUAUCAGGCUCUGUAAAAAAUCUAUCAAAGUUUUAUUCAGAAUUGUAUCCGGAGUUUCCUUUUGUUUCUCAUAUCUUCAGAAAUUCCUUCAUUGUUUCAGAAAAUUUUCCAUAAAAUUAUUAUGAAAUUCAACCAUGCUUUCAGAGAUUUUUCUGAGAGAUCCUUCAGGAAUUCUUCCAUAAUUCAUAGCUUUCGUUAGAAAAUUUCUCCUAAGUUUUCUAGAGUUUACUCCAAAAAUUAAAUAUUAUCUUUUAAAAGAACUUUCCCUGGAAUCCUAUUGAUAUUGCACAAUAAAACUGUUUAGGAAAUCCUCCAGGGAUUUCUUCCGAUGAAUAUCUUUUUAAAGUUCUUCAGAAUGUUCUCCAUGCAUUGCUUCAGAAUUUUCUUUAGAAUUUCCACCGAAAUUUUCGUUAGAGGAUCCUUCAAAACUUUCUCCAAAUAUUUCCUUAAAAUCUUUUAUAGGUUUUAUUGAAAAAAAAAAAGUCCCCCAUGGUUUUUUUAGCAACAAUUCUUUCAGAAAAUUCACGGUUUCCUUCAGAAAUGUUUUCUGCGAUUCCUUAAGAAAAUCUGAAACAUUUUACCGAAAUCUCAACCGUUAAGUUUUUAACCGGAAAAUUCGAUAAAGCUGACAACAUUUACCGAUCUUCGUUAGAGUUUGACCGAUAAAUGAUAACACUUUACCGAAGUUUUGGCAUUUUUAACGGAAUUUCCGUAAAAAUGUAUUACCGAACGCUAAGCAGUUGAGAUUUCGGUAAAGAUUUCCGAACGCUACUAGCUGUGUUCCUCCAUAAAUUUGUCCAAGGAUUCCAAGUCCAAAGAAAACUUCUAUGUAUUUCUUCCAAAAUAUAGCCACUUAUUCCAGGAAUUCGGUUUUAAAUCUAUCAAGGUUUGCUACAGAAACUCCUCCGGCUAUUUUUUCAGAGGUUCUUCCAGGAUUUUUUUCAGAAACUUCUCCAUGGCUUCCUUCAGAUAUUCCUUUUUUUUUCUUUUAGGUAGAUUUAUACGGGUUCCUUCUGAAAUUUUAUUAGAAAAUGCUUCAGAAAUUCUUCAUAUAAUCGAUUUUUUUCCAGCGUUCAGAGUUCGGAGUUAAGUCCUCUAAAGAUUCUUGUAUUAUUGCUUUCAGUGAUUUAAGCAGGAAUUCCUGCAAGACUUUAAACAGCGAUUCCCUUUUGAUAUCCUCCAGAAGUUUUUUUUUAAUUUUUUCUUCGGAGGAUAAUUUCAAUAAUUCAUUCACCGAUUCCUUCAGAAAUCUAUUCAAAAAUAUGUCCUAGGUAAUAUCUCAAGAGUGUUUUUUUCUAAGAUUUUUUGCAGACGCUUAACUAUUCGUUUCUCCAGGUAUUCAAUUUUUUCAACAAAGCUUCGUCCACAGGUUUAUCCAAGAAUACUUGUUGUGACCUUUACCGAGUGUUCCACCAGAGAUUCCUGUGAUCGUCUAGGUUUUCCAAUGAUUCCGGGAGUCUGCAGUGUCCCGUUUGUUACAUAAGUGUUCCGGUAGAUAGAUGGGUUUGUUCCAGGGUGCCAGUGCAAUAAGAACACGUUUCACACUCCAAAUACACUUUAUUUUACUGACACUACCCAAGCAACACACAUGUUAUAUUAGAGUUACGACAGCGCAAGUUUUGGUUGUA